AAGCCGCUGUGACAGCUCGCAGCAGCGCGCAGAAGCUCACGCGCGCCGGGGGUCGGCUCCACUUAUUGGAUCUUUUUCAGGAGAACGUGCGCACCUCCUCGCGCGCUGUUAUCUGCGGCAAGAGCUGCGACGAGGAACUGUUUUCCUUGCAUCGUGUAGACGUCCAGUUUUUACAAAGAUACAGGAGUUAUUUUUGGAUUGAUUACGGGGAUUUAAUCGCCGAGAACGCUGGCAGUGGAAGAUAGCGAGGGAAGAAACUGAAAAAAUGCCGACACAUUUGAAAUGGAUGCUGAGCGGUCGCUAGGUCGCAGCUGUCUGUCGAGGCAAGCAUGGAACGAGAGGGUUCGUUUAGGAGGAUUUCGAGGAGCCUCCACAGUAAGCUGAGGUUGGGAGGCGGCUCGUCCUCCAGCCUCACUGACCUCUCGCAGGCGAAGAACCCAGGAGGAGGAGGAGGAGGAGGAGCGGGGGAUAAGGGAGGACUGCCAGAGGAGAGCAGCAGGGACAAAGGGACCCAGCAUAGGAGGGCUGGAGCGAACGCCACCUGGAACAGCAUCCACAACGCAGUGAUCUCAGUCUUCCAGAGGAAGGAUCUCGCUGAAAAUGAACUGUACACUCUGAAUGAAGGCGUCAGGCAGCUGCUGAAGACAGAGCUGGGCUCCUUCUUUACGGAGUACCUUCAGGACCAGCUGCUCACUAAGGGCAUGGUCAUACUGAGAGACAAGAUCCGCUUUUAUGAAGGUCAGAAGCUGCUGGACUCCCUUGCUGACACUUGGGAUUUCUUCUUCUGUGAUGUCCUGUCCAUGCUGCAGGCUAUUUUCUAUCCUGUACAGGGGAAGGAGCCGUCUGUGCGUCAGCUGGCUCUGCUCCACUUCAGAAACAUCAUUACCCUCAACCUGAAACUGGAUGAGGCUCUGUCCCGCCCCCGAGCCAGAGUUCCUCCUUCAAUCAUACAGAUGCUGCUAAUACUACAGGGAGUCCAUGAAUCUAAAGGUGUAACAGACGACUACCUCCGACUGGAGUCUCUCAUUCAGAAGGUGGUCUCUCCCUACCUCGGCACUGAUGGCUUAUACUCCAGAGAUGGAUCUUCCAAUUUGCACUGCUCCUCCUGCCUUUUAGAGAAGCGUUUGCAGCGCUCCUGGCCCUCCAAAACAGGCAACUCUGCUGCCAAGAACCCAGUGGUACGUUCCAAGAGCUACAAUGUUCCCAUGCUGACCCCCGUGGUGGAGUAUGAUGUCGACUCCUCGGUGGCAGGCGGCGCAAGUAUUAGACGACACUCCGUCUCUGAGAUGACUUCCUGCUUGGAGGAGACCAGCUCUGUGGCUGAAUCCACAAACACUGCCAACAACACCAGCAACACCAGCACAUCCAGCCACACCGAUGACUCCUCCUCUUCGUCUGCUUCUGCUGCACUUUCAGACACUGUGACCUCCAGCCAGGACCCCCAACCCAGAGACUCUGAAAGUCCUGCAGGUCCCCUCAUUUUCCUGCCCCAGAGCCACUCCCCCUGCAUCCUCCCUGAUCCGUCCCCAGCUGAGGACACACACUGCACAGGCUCACUGGUAUCAGACUCCCCCGCGUCCUCCAGAAUGCUGGCACAUGACACCAGCUCCGGUCCCAGUCCUGCCUCCAGCCCUGAGAUCAUGAUGGAUCACAUCCUGGAGUCCCUGGACUCUGAGCCGGAGCCCGAUGGAAUCUUCCUGGACUUCUCACGACGCUGCUCUGUAGGGUCGACGCACAGUAGAGACAGCAACAGGCAAAGUGUGGCGUAACACACACAAACACACACAUGUCAAAGGAGACACACACACAAUGCUGGGCCAUGCCUGACAGCCCUCAUAGUGUGUGCUGUUGUUUUAUAGAGACUCUACAUCAUCAGGGAAUCUUUCAAACUGAAACAUAUUUUCUAUAACGUGAUGACUCAUCCUUUAGAAAUAACUAACCUCUUUAUCACUGUUAAAAACAACAUGUGAAUAGUGAAUAACUGUUUUCACACACUUACAAACAUCAGCACUGACCUCUCUGGGAAUCUACAGUCACCCAAAUAACAAACUAGACUCAGACCGGUGUUGGUCACAGGUUCAAUCUUAGCAAUAUAUUUGUAUCAAUAAACUUUUAGACACUGAGCCAGUGAUGACAAUGCAUCCUGGAGGCAUUUGCACAUUUCAGUAAUGUCAAGUGUCUCCUAAAGACUGAUGCUGAUGAUCAGCUGUAAUUUAACAAACUCCAGUCUGACCAGGGAUCCUUAUACUGCUGGUGCGACUUAAACUUGUGUUUCUUUUUGAUGAUUAAAUAUUCAUUUGAACUUUG
Messenger RNA from Notolabrus celidotus (New Zealand spotty), 2307 nucleotides. RefSeq names its product proline-rich protein 5-like. The record is from RefSeq and is a predicted model, not a curated record. The transcript has 10 exons. Gene Ontology annotation, biological process: TORC2 signaling. Gene Ontology annotation, cellular component: TORC2 complex. The coding region runs from base 330 to 1769 and encodes 479 amino acids. NCBI's taxonomy places the organism in Eukaryota, Metazoa, Chordata, Actinopteri, Labriformes, Labridae.